AACUAAACGCACAAAUGACCCGGAAGUGAAACAUUUGAAUGUAGUCCGUCUGUCGUGGAUUUUUUAUGUAUGGUUCCAUCUGAGCAGGGGCCGCUGGUGCCCUCCUUUAACAGACAAGAUGGAGCCUCGUCACGGAAUUAUGAAAGCUUUCCCCAAAGUUAAAAGGGCCAAAGUACUACAGGGAAAGGAUGCACCUCCACUAAAGAAGAAACCAGAUGAAUGUGAUGUCACAGGAAACACUUUUAAUGGUGUCACAGUUUACAUCGUACCUGCUGGAAUAGGAAAUGCCAGAUGCCAGAUCUUUCAAAGACAAAUUCUGCAGAAUGGAGGACAGACCGAGAGUUUGCUGUGUCCUGGUGUCACUCAUGUUGUUGUAGAUGACAACAUGGACAGUGACAGGGCUCUGCGCCUUCUGAAAGUGGAUUGUAUGCCCUCUGGAGUCCAACUGGUGAAAUGCACUUGGUUGAGCCUGUGUAUCAGCGAGAAACAGUUGCUGGAUGUAUCCAGCUACAGCCUUCUUUUACCCAAGAGGGAAUCUGAAACACAACCUGGAAAUACUAAAGAAGAUCUGCCAAAUGUCAAGCCUGCUGCAGAAACUAUCGUAGAGCCAGUGCCUCAUCAAGCCAUUCAAGAGGAGACCACAGAUAUGACAGUUCCAGAUAGCAAAGAGGAACCACGAGGAGAAGAAGAUGCCGUCUCUCAGGGUGACCUGGAAGCACUCCUCACUGGCCAGCACCCUAAAGAGGAGACUACUAGCCCCAGCUUCAACCCCGGUCCAGACUCUGCUGCUCAGAAUGCGGUCUCAGGGAAGUGGGUCUGUGCCUAUUCCUCUCAGUCCAAAAGUAAUAACUUCAACAAGCACAUCACAGACAAGCUGGAGGUGCUGGCCAAGGCCUACACACACCAGGGGGACAAGUGGAGGGCGCUGGGCUACUCCAAGGCUGUCAACGCACUGAAGAGUUACCACAAGCCCAUUACAUCAUAUCAGGAGGCUUGUCAGAUUCCAGGAAUUGGAAAAAAAAUGGCUGACAAAAUUGAUGAGAUUAUGGAGAGUGGUCAUCUCCGAAAGCUAGAUUACAUUGGGGAGGCUGUGCCAGUGCUGGAGCUUUUCACUAACAUUUGGGGUGCAGGAGCUAAAACUGCACAACUGUGGUACCAACAGGGAUUUCGCACCUUGGAGGACAUCCGCACAAAAGCCCACCUGAACAACAUUCAGAAAAUAGGACUCAAGCACUACGAUGACUUUCUAGACCGUAUGCCCAGAGAAGAAGCAGCAGCCAUAGAGAAAGUGGUGAAGGAUGCUGCCCAGACUAUAGACCCAGGCCUGAUGGCAAUGGCAUGUGGCUCCUACCGUCGGGGAAAGGCCACAUGUGGAGAUGUCGACGUACUUAUAUCUCACCCUGAUGGCAAGUCUCACAAGGGCAUUUUCAGCAAAGUAUUACAGACCCUCCAUGAAAGUGGGUUUUUGACAGACGACUUGGUGAGCCACGAGGAGAAUGGAGAGCAGAAGAAAUACUUGGGUGUGUGCCGCCUGCCAGGACCCGGCCACCGCCAUCGCAGACUGGACAUCAUCGUAGUGCCCUACAAUGAGUUUGCCUGUGCUCUCAUGUAUUUCACCGGGUCAGCACACUUUAACCGCUCAAUGAGAGCCCUGGCAAAGACAAAAAAGAUGAGUUUAUCAGAGCACUCACUGAACAAAGACGUAGUGCGUCAGGGAAGCUUGAAGGUGUAUGGUGGCACUCCACUUUCUACACUAACUGAGAAGGACGUUUUUAGUCUUUUAGGCAUACCAUACAGGGAGCCUCAUGAGAGGGACUGGUGAUGAUUUCCCAAUCACAAUACCAUGUCUGGUUUUAUAGAAAAAUAAUCAUGAUGAUGAUGAUGAUGAAUGAUGACAAUGAGAAACCUCAAUUAUGCGUAAGCAUGUUUUAUUGUUUUAUCACAGCCCUGUUUGACUUGAAUGGACCUCAGCAGGAGGGCUAGAUACUACCAGAGAAAAGUGGGAAAUGAGCUGGGCCGCGUUGUAAUAUGGGAAGUGCACCAUGUUGUAUGUUUUAUGAUGGAGUAAAAAUAAUAAAACACACUAAAGGGUAA
This is a messenger RNA of Lates calcarifer (barramundi perch), 2094 nucleotides long. It is a transcript of the gene poll, whose product is annotated as polymerase (DNA directed), lambda. Gene Ontology annotation, molecular function: DNA-directed DNA polymerase activity; DNA binding. The transcript has 9 exons. Gene Ontology annotation, biological process: double-strand break repair via nonhomologous end joining. The record is from RefSeq and is a predicted model, not a curated record. Lineage: Eukaryota; Metazoa; Chordata; Actinopteri; Centropomidae. Gene Ontology annotation, cellular component: nucleus. The coding region runs from base 119 to 1822 and encodes 567 amino acids.